UAGCUGCCCAUCUUCCACCAUCAAGUCCUUUUUGUUCCUCCUUUCUCCCCAUCCCCGGAUAGUAUCUGCUUUUGUCUUUUAUCUUUUUCCUUUUUGUUUUUCCUUUUGUCUUUUCCUUUUGUCAGUUUCCUUCUGUUCAUCUCAUUCUCAACUUACAUCCACCCACCUUCCACCCGCCACCUCUUCUUUUUUUUUCGUUUGGAACCCAAUAUCGCCGAACCCCUUUCGACAUAUCCGCACGUCAACGGCCGCAAUAAUGCAGCUCACCCAGCUCUCGCUCACCCAGGUCCUCGUGGCCAGCCUUUUGGUCACCUCCGCCGCCGGCGCUCCCCUGCCCCUGUCGGGCGACCUCGCCGCCCGCGAUGACGUGUCCGGCCUCGAGGCCCGCGACGUCGAUGAGUUCCAGAUGCUCGAGACCCGCGACCCCAAGAUCGGCAAGUUCUUCAAGAAGGCUGGCAAGGCCCUGAAGCCCCUCGGCGAAAGCGUCAUCCAGACCGUCCUCCCGGGAGUCGAGAUCGCCAGGCGCUCCCCCGAGCCCGAGCCCAAGAUCGGCAAGUUCUUCAAGAAGGCUGGCAAGGCCCUGAAGCCCCUCGGCGAAAGCGUCAUCCAGACCGUCCUCCCGGGAGUCGAGAUCGCCAGGCGCUCCCCCGAGCCCGAGCCCAAGAUCGGCAAGUUCUUCAAGAAGGCUGGCAAGGCCCUGAAGCCCCUCGGCGAAAGCGUCAUCCAAACCGUCCUCCCGGGAGUCGAGAUCGCCAAGCGCUCCCCCGAGCCCGAGCCCAAGAUCGGCAAGUUCUUCAAGAACGUCGGCCAGAAACUCAAGAAGGAGGGCGAGAGCAUGAAGCUGAGUGGCCAGAUAGCCCUCGGAGCCCUCGGUAUCAACACCCGUGACGUUGACGAGUCUGCUGCCCUUGUCGAAGCCCGCGAUGUCGAUGAGUUCCAGAUGCUCGAAACCCGCGACCCCAAGAUCGGCAAGUUCUUCAAGAAGGCUGGCAAGGCCCUGAAGCCCCUUGGCGAAAGCGUUAUCCAGACCGUCCUCCCAGGAGUCGAGAUCGCCAAGCGCUCCCCCGAGCCCGAGCCCAAGAUCGGCAAGUUCUUCAAGAACGUCGGCCAGAAACUCAAGAAGGAGGGCGAGAUCCUGAAGAUGAGUGGCCAGAUGGCCCUCGGGGCCGUCGGUAUCACCGCCCGUGACGUUGACGAGUCUGCUGCCCCUGUCGAGGCUCGCGACUUCGAUGAGCACUGGGAGUAAAUUUCCCAGCGGACUGUUAGCCGAGUCGCUCUGGCCGCCAAGCCACCUUUUCUGCUCGUCUUUGUUUUUUGGUUUGUUUUGACCAGGAUUGGUGAAAGUGAUGUCCGGUUUAGGGGGUGGCGGGUUGGUUGUGGUCAAUGGAUGUUUUUAUAGCUUUGGUUUGAUCUUAGUUUUCAAAGGCUCCUACUUCUAGCAUUAGCCUCAAGGUCAAUUCAAUCUCUUGAGAACGAGCAUAAA
Messenger RNA from Gaeumannomyces tritici R3-111a-1, 1483 nucleotides. RefSeq lists its product as hypothetical. The transcript has a single exon. The record is from RefSeq and is a predicted model, not a curated record. Lineage: Eukaryota; Fungi; Ascomycota; Sordariomycetes; Magnaporthales; Magnaporthaceae. The coding region runs from base 257 to 1246 and encodes 329 amino acids.